This is a messenger RNA of Penicillium digitatum Pd1, 441 nucleotides long. Lineage: Eukaryota; Fungi; Ascomycota; Eurotiomycetes; Eurotiales; Aspergillaceae. The record is from RefSeq and is a predicted model, not a curated record.
AUGAAGAAACAGCAAGUUAAACAAAUCCAUCUACACUAUAUAGCUCUAGACCCACAACCCCAAUUUCCGCACAAAUUAGCCCCGACCAAUUACCCAGGUCCCUCUCUAUGUAGUGUGUUUCUCUGCCGGGUGGGAUUCUCAAUAGACGACCCCACGGAUGAUUCAUUGUGUAACCACUUUGAAUCCAUAAUUAGAGGACUACACUCUUUAAAAUAUGUGAGAAACAGAACAACCGAUGGAAAUUUCACUUCUAAUAUUUCAUUCCAACGAUGGCAACAGCUGAGUUACAAUGCGUGCCUGACUUCGAGUUGCGCAAUAACAGGAUUGGACACAGGACGCAUUCGCCCUGCGGAAAAUCCUGUUCUCACAUUGCUGCAUCCUACACUGCAAGAAUCUGGCGGCUGCAAAGGCGCUAUAGGCUUACAUAGCCAACGAUCGUGA